Eucalyptus grandis is the source of this 1112-nucleotide messenger RNA. RefSeq lists its product as uncharacterized. Lineage: Eukaryota; Viridiplantae; Streptophyta; Magnoliopsida; Myrtales; Myrtaceae. The record is from RefSeq and is a predicted model, not a curated record. The transcript has 6 exons. The coding region runs from base 201 to 1022 and encodes 273 amino acids.
UCCUUCAUGUAAUACCCACCAUGAAUUCCAUCUUUCUCAACUUGCAUCACCGACUCAAUGGAGCAGUUGCUUAACCAAACGAGGUUAAAAUUCUCUGGUGUAGGACAAGAGAAGGCAGAAGGAACCAGCAACAUCAACGACUGAAAGAUACCAGCCCAAAAGAUUCAAUCUUUCAAAGGAGAAACAAUUUCACCAAACAAAUGAGCCGGAGUGAUGGACGUGGAGGUGAAGGCGAACUAGCUGCUGCCGUGGCUGCCACAGCCUUGGCAGUCGACAGGAUCGAAGGAUCCGCCAUACCCAACCGCAACCCAGCGAGUGCGGGCCCAGAGAGCACCUUAACCAAGGCCAAGUCCAAAAGGCAAAGCGUAUCGACGAAACUAGAAACUGGUGAAGAAUCAAUAAAGAGCCUAGAUAGAGAAAUACCGAUAACCGGUACCACCCAACCUGUGCAAAAACGUCCGACUUUGGCCGAGAAGCUCUUGGAAAGCACCGAGGACGCCAAAGAAGGAGCACCCACACCGCCAAAACCAUCCCCUUCCGUGAAGAGGGCCUCCUCAUCAGCUGAUAAACAGUUCAAGAAGGUCACCAGUAUAAAACCUGAGAUCUCAUCGUCCAAACCGCUUCCCACCAUCAAAUCCACAGCUCCACCGCCACCCGAAUUCAAAACUAGGCAAAGUUCGGCAAUUCCUGGAAGCGAAUCGAAAGCGGAUGCCUGGUUGAGACAGGAGCUGUCUAGGAUAAAGAAUAGUCACGACAACCUGAACGCAGUUAUAGCAUCUUGGGAGACCCAGAAGAAGAAAAAGGCCAGACGCAAAUUGGACGCGACAGAGAGUGAACUGCAGAGAAAAAGAGAACAAGCAUCGAAAACAUAUCAAACCGGGAUGCAACGGAUUGAACUGAUCGUGGCCGCAGCAAGAGCACAGGCACAGGAAAGGCAAAGGAGGGAAGGGUUGAUGGCCCAAGAUAAAGCAGAUAGACUCGGAACCACUGGGAAACUUCCGACUACAUGUUUCUGCUUCUGAAAUCGUCAGCCCUGAACUGACUCUCCCAAAAUACUCGAAACUGUGGAUGUAAAAUAUAUUCCUUCCUAUCCACUUCUCUUGGUGUGAUCA